AAACGCGUGCGGCAAAAAGAGAGCGAAAGAGCGAAAGCAAGCAGGAAGGAAAACAAUACGCCGGCUACGGUGGUGUGCGUGUGCCCGUACCGUUCGCGCAGUUGUGCAGCAGGCACCGUGCGAUCGUAGGGGUCAAAGCAGGCCCAGCGCACGCAGCCUACAGCAAAGCCUCGGUACCCGGCAAGCUCGCAAGAGGUGCGUUCUAGCGAAGUGCGUCGCUCUAUACACGGUUUGUUCGCGCGCGUCCUUUUCAACGGUGAACGAGUGAGUGGAGUAUUUUUUGUUGUUGUAGUUUCAGUCAACUUCGCGCGAAAUAGGUGGGGGUGAGGGUUUUUCGAUCUAGCCACGAUCGAGCUUUACGGCCCCCAAGAUAAGCCUAAUUAAGCGGGGCCCCCACGAUCGAUAAGUGAAUAAUUCGGCACCCGCGCUGUUUUCCGCCCGCCGCUGCUGCUGCUGCCGUUUGUGAUUAUAUUAUUCGCUUCACCUUCGGCACUGGAGCUGCGUAAAACAAAAGGGAAGAAACAGUGAUUGCUGGGUGCCUGGCAGGGUGUAAGGAAUUACAACAAAUUCUUCCCAGCAAAAACCCCCCCGCGGGGAGCAAUCUAGGGAGGCUGUUCUUCUAGUUGCGUGGAUGCUGCUCGCGUGUGUGUGUGUGUGUCUAUUUUUUCGCGUUUUUUUCACUCCCCAAAACGGCCCUCGGAGUGUGGUUCAGUGAAGCGAAGUUUCGGUAGAGUGUAAAUUAUUGUUGAUGGUAUAAUUAAAGCAAAUAAGUGCUUGAUUAUUAUCCCUUGCCCAAUAGUUCGUUCUUUGUUAUGAGCGCUAGUUGAAGCUACUGGAAAGGCUGCGAAACGAAGACGAACCGUGUAUGUGUGCGUGCGUUUGUGUGUGUAAUUGUGCCAAGUGAUCGAUUGGUAGUGUGCAGUGUGAGAAGUGGGAAAAAGUACAACCUCUAUGCUUCCUCUAUACCAUCUCGCGUUGUGCUGAAAGAAUCAGCUUACUAGUGAUCGCUUUUAGCCCUUUUGUGAGAAACACGCUGGGCAAGAAGGAGGAGACUAAGUCCUCAUCCGAUACCAAUAUCAAUACCAUGCUGCCUCUUCUGCACUGUGCCGUUGAAUGUGUGUGAAAAAAGUAUCCAAUUGCAAAAAUAAAGUGUGUAAAACAAAGGAAGAUAUAAAUCGGCAAACCCUGCCCUGGCCGGAAUUUGCAAAUAAAGCUCCUGCCCCAAUCAUAAUGGCACUUUGCGUUCCAAAGGCUCGCGAACCGUGUUUCGGUCCAUUAGCUAAUUAUAAACAACCGUCAGGGUGGCUGGCGGUGGCCGCAUCACCCGCCAGAUUGCUGCUGCUGUCGACGAUGCUGCUGAUGUUGCCAGCAGCCCACGGGAUGGGGCUGGCAGCGACAGUGCCGUCGAAGAUCGAACCAGUCCAUCAUCGCUGGACGCGCUCGGAAGCGAUGGACCCGAACGGGCUGUACACGCUCGACUGGCACAUCGACCAGAAGGACAUCGUGUUCACGGCGACCGCCAACACGCGCGGCUUUAUGGGGCUCGGCUUUUCCCACCGGUCGGAGCAUAUGGCCGGGUCGGAUCUGGUGCUGGUGUGGGUCGACGAUCGCACUGGGAAACCGAACGUGCUGGAUUGCCAUGGUUCGAAAGACAAUCAUCACAUGCCGGUACAGGACGACACGCAAAACUAUCACAUCGAGAGUGGAUUCCAGAACCUAACGCACACUAGCGUUACCUUCCGGCGGGCACUUGAAACGUGUGAUCCUCACGAUGUAAUCAUUGGUUCCGAUACGAUGAAGAUCCUGUGGUCGUACGGUGACCGGGACCCGGUAGCCGGCAGUCUAAAGGGGCACAGCGGUAACCGUGGCGCCCGGUCGAUCCACUUUCUCGGUCCAAUGUUUCGCCGACCGGCGGAUGCAUUGCAACGGGACGACCUGCGGCAAUGGGACGUGACGGUGAAGAACGUGUCCAUCGAUACGAGCAUGGAUACGCUGUACUGGUGCAAGAUACUGAAGGCACCGACACUGCGCGAGAAGCAUCACAUCAUCGGUUACGAGGCACUGCUGACGAAGGAAAGCUCCACGAAACAGCCACUGGUUCACCACAUGACACUGUUCGAGUGUUCCACCAACUCGUACCCCGGUUCCGACCCGAACUCCUGGGACGUGUGGGUAAAGAGCAGCGGGGCGGUCUGCAACAGCAAUCUCCUGACGCCCCGCGACUGGGACUCGUGCAUCACACCGGUCGCUACCUGGGGCGUCGGUGCAUCGGGCCAGUUCCUGCCCGAGCACAUCGGCAUCCCGAUCGGGGGCGAUAAGGGCGCGCCGAAAUAUUACAUGCUCGAGGUGCACUACGACAAUCCGCGCGCCAAGCGCGUGCUGGACCAUUCCGGCUUUCGCAUCCACUAUACGCGCCACGUGCGCAAGCAUGACGCCGGCAUGAUGAUAUCCGGCGUGUCCGUGUCCGACACGCAGAUGAUUCCGCCCGGCCAGAAGCUGUACCGCAACGUCGGCAUCUGCGGUCCGUCCUGCACCGGGGCGGUCUUUCCGGCCGAGGGCAUUAACAUCGUGUCGGCCGCACUGCACUCGCACGUGGCGGGCAGAAAGAUGAAGCUGCGGCACGUGCGGGACGGCAAGGAGCUGCCACGGAUCGUAGAGGACGACAACUACAACCAUAACUUCCAGCAGGUCCGCCAGCUGGAAAACGAAACGAGCGUCCUGCCGGGAGACUAUCUCAUUACCGAUUGUGCCUACGAGACUGUCGGUCGACGACGGCCCACGCUCGGUGGCUACUCGACCAAGCAGGAGAUGUGCCUGUCGUUCAUCACCUACUAUCCGAAAAUCGAACUAGCCGGCUGCUACAGCAUGACCCCGGUGAAAGAGUUCUUCGAAACGUUCGGCGUGUUUCAGUUCUACGCAAUGAACAUGACCGACGUGGAGAAUCUGUUCCUGUACAAUGGCAACAUACUGGACCUGCUGCCGACGACCGUGUUUCCCAACUUCGCACCCGGCGGUGACGUCGACGACGAGCAGAACCAGCUCGCAAUCAAGGCGCUGCAGAAUGCGAAAGACUACAGCGUCAUCGACGAGGAGGACGUGCUGUACAAGGAAUCGAUACUGAACAAGCUGAUCAUAUCCGAUCCGGUCGAGUUUCACGACCGCACCUUCCUGUCGCACCUGAACCAGCUGCCCUGGUCGGAGCCACUGUUUACGAGGCGCGUCGAGCAGAGCAUCCUGACCGGAAAGCACAUGACGUUCUGUCGCGUUUCGAGCGAUUCUAUUUCUGUGGCGUCGGAAAUAUUUAAGUAUCCCGUCUUUGACACGUUCGUGAAGGCACCGAGCCAAUGCCCGUACCAUCUGUUCAUGGAGUUUGCGGACCACACCUCCGCCGCGACCAAACAGAUGUCCAGCACGAAGCUGCUCGUGCUCUUCCUAUUAAUACUGUAUCGACGGUUUUGUACGGGCGACUACCACUAGCACUACCAUCCACCAUCCAUCACCAACGACUUGGGGGUGAAAGUUGCGUUUCGUGGAAAAUCUGACUCCCUGCGACUUCUGACGGGAAAUCGCUCUCAACGAAGAGCAGAGGGGGUUGCUUGUUGAAUGCGGUCCCGCGACCGGCACACUGUUACUUAUACUUACUUUUAUUUAUUGCACUACCUUUCAAAGCGCUUAUUGGGGUGAUUAGAUUCUUUCCCCUACCGCUCUCUCUCUCUCUUUCUCUCUUUCUCUAUCUCUGGACAACAGGAGCGGAGGGAAAGUAUAAAUCACGGCGCCCAAAAUUGCGCUCCCCCUGUCCUCGGGUCGGUCACCAAGUUCUACCCGCAUUUUCCCACAUUCUGCCGCAAGAAUGUAGUUUUAGCAAGCUCGACUACCAUAAUUUUCUCUAAUUUAUUUACUUAGCUCUAUUGUGUGAUGGGCGUUAUUAUGCUAUCGUUAGUAUUAUUCCGCUGCUUUCUAACCCAGACUCAUUGGUCUGCUGCUAUCGAGAACGUUUCGGCUGUAAGGGGAAAAUCUCAAGCGCGAAACUAAUCUCGAGCGAUGAAAGUCAUUUCGCUAUAGGCUUCUGGCGACGGGGGCCAACCAUUGAUUGAAUGUUGGGCGAUUAAACUGAACGAACCUGUUUCUCUGAACAGCAAACAAUAAGGUUGAUUUACGCAUUCUUUGGACCCGCAAAAAAAGCAGCUUCAGUGUAAGUCGUUGGCCAGACAUCCAGGGGCCAGUUCUUUCCUAAUGCAAAAAAAGAGUCUUCAUGUAUAGUCCCGGGCAGAGAUAAUAGAAAGACGUUUGUACAUUUUAAAACACCUGCCCAUUCAGCAAAAGAAAGUAAACAGGCUCCCUUAAGAUUAGAACUUUUUGGUUAAGAUUGGCUCAAGUUAGACGAAUUGAGCAGUGCGGGCCAGGACGGGAUUAGAAAUGCCAAAGUUUAAAAUCGUCAUCACAAUCGCUCUCACGCAAAACAGGGCAAAAGCUCGAUACGUUAGCAAAGGAUAUUAAGCUAGACAGUAGUGUGUCUUUCGAUAUGUUUCUCGACAGAUACUCACCGAGUGAGAAGCUGCCGAUCGUUAGGUGUAUCGUUAGGUAUUCAUUAAAGCGCGCACGCACACACCUGCUACGAAGGUACGAUAGGUGGGAAGGCGGCGCAUAGGUAAACGACAAGCGGCCACGAAUAGGCAGGACUUUAAUGUUAUUACUUAAUGGAUCAGUAGUGCGAUACUGAAGCUAGUACCAACCACAAUGCGUACAAGCUAUUGUAAGAUAAACGAUGUAGUAAUGUUUACAGUUUUAAGACCCGAACUCAAAUGUAGUGUAGCUGUGGUAAAAAAAUAAGAAACUCGAUGUAAAAUAAAGCUAAAAAUCAAUAAAUCAAAUACUUGUUUGCGUAUGUCACUUGUAAUGUAA
Messenger RNA from Anopheles coluzzii, 4902 nucleotides. RefSeq names its product MOXD1 homolog 1. Gene Ontology annotation, cellular component: secretory granule membrane. The record is from RefSeq and is a predicted model, not a curated record. The coding region runs from base 1114 to 3477 and encodes 787 amino acids. NCBI's taxonomy places the organism in Eukaryota, Metazoa, Arthropoda, Insecta, Diptera, Culicidae. The transcript is spliced from 7 exons. Gene Ontology annotation, molecular function: dopamine beta-monooxygenase activity; copper ion binding. Gene Ontology annotation, biological process: octopamine biosynthetic process; norepinephrine biosynthetic process; dopamine catabolic process.